Messenger RNA from Aspergillus welwitschiae, 846 nucleotides. Its product is annotated as N-glycosylation protein-domain-containing protein. Gene Ontology annotation, cellular component: endoplasmic reticulum membrane. The coding region runs from base 1 to 846 and encodes 281 amino acids. Lineage: Eukaryota; Fungi; Ascomycota; Eurotiomycetes; Eurotiales; Aspergillaceae. The transcript is spliced from 5 exons. Gene Ontology annotation, biological process: protein N-linked glycosylation; cellular response to oxidative stress. The record is from RefSeq and is a predicted model, not a curated record.
AUGCCCGUGGAUUCCAACGAUAAAGCCGUGGCCCCCUCCUCCGCCCCUUCGACUGUCGUCCCGCCCUCCCCGGCCUCCUCCGCGUCCCCCACUCCUAGUAUCAACGAUGCUGGUCAUUCGGCCCCUUCUGCCCUUCAUCCCCGGGUGGCCGUCAUUCUAGGAGUUGAUCGGAAAUGGUAUUUGCCUUUACUGAUCUGUCGCGCACUGAGCACUGUGCCUGCCGCGUGGUGGGGGCUCCGAUGUGCCUUCACCUUCCUGGCCGAACUGCUGCAUAUUCGACCAGGCGUGGGACAUGAGGGGUGGGCGGCGGCGAUUGUCGGGAGUGUUAGUCAAGACUGGGAUGUUGAAAGACGAUUCCGGGUAACAGAGGUGGCCUUGGCUAUUAUGUGGUGCAGUGCAUCCGCGUAUCUUUCUUACUUUUUUGCUGAUUGUAUGAUGUCUCGAUGGCUUUUGAACUAUACCCCACCAGCUGUUGUUAUUCGUCUCCUUACUACAAACGGUUUGAUUGCUUAUAUCACUUCUUGGGUCCUUUACCUCUCUGGAGCUUCGUCCGACCCCCGUCUUCUUUUACCAGCCUGGAUAUCCAUUACCACUACCCUUACCUUCCUUUACCAUGCCACCCAGAACCAUGCUACAAUCAAGCGUGAAACUGCAGCUGCGCUUCUCGUCGUGGCCGUGGCCAGUUUCGUCAGCAUGUCAUCGCUUCUCCUCCAAUUGCAUCUGACCCGUGAAAAUGAGCCCGAAGUGCCCGUGUUUGUCAUUACUCGCAAGCUCUGGGAUUGGGCUGUGGCUAUCUUCCUUCGUAUGCGAGUGUCAGACGAGCGAGCUGCAGUCGGCGAAUUGUAA